Messenger RNA from Chrysoperla carnea, 1733 nucleotides. RefSeq lists its product as uncharacterized. The coding region runs from base 101 to 1690 and encodes 529 amino acids. The record is from RefSeq and is a predicted model, not a curated record. NCBI's taxonomy places the organism in Eukaryota, Metazoa, Arthropoda, Insecta, Neuroptera, Chrysopidae. The transcript has 2 exons.
UUCUUUUGUCAUAUUUGAUAAAAUAUACAUUUCGUUUAGCUCAAAUAAUUUCGGCAUACAAAUACAAAAUUUCCAGUGAUACUGAUCUAAAUACUAUUUAAUGGAUAGCAGAAACAAAAAUAAAAAUCGUAGACAGAAAAAUAAAAAUAAGAAACCAUAUUCAUGGAAAAUCAUCAAUCGACUUGUCGAAUCAACUUCAGAUCAAGAUAGUGACGGUACAACUGGAAGUGUAGGUGGUGAACGAAUUCGUGAUAGCAGCCAUUGUUCAACCACAGCUGAAUUGAGUAAAAAGUCAACUGACAGCAUUCCAACUGUUAUUUCAAACGAAAAAGAAUCAUCGAGUCAUGCUUCCGAUAGUGGACAAAAAACUGAAAAAGAAAAAAAUACACAAAAACUCGUAACACAAAAUGGUGAGAAAAAGAAGAAACGUGGAAAAAAUGAUAAGAAACCAAAUUAUAUUCAUAAAAAUAAUGAUAAAGUAAAUUCUGUGAUAAAUGCAUUAUUAGUGGCAGCUCUCUUAAUUGUAUCUGGAUUAGCAAGUGGCCAUUACAUUGCAUCACAUUCCCAAACAAAAUUAGUAUCACCAUCAAUCCCCCCACCACCAAGAGUGUCAACAACAAUACUAAAUCAUUAUGUGAACAAAACCAUUGAAAUGUAUCAAAAAUUACUUGAAGAGAAUAACGUGCUGCGUGAGAAGAUACAGACUUUACAGAAUAAUUUAGAAAGUCAAGCCACUGAUAAUGAUGAAAAUAGACGAAAAAUGAAAAAUUUUGAGGAUAUUGAAAAUGAUAUCAUACAAGGAAUAUUAAAAUAUAUUGAAAAAGAGACUAAUGACAACGUUAAUAACAAUAAUUACAAUAAUGUAGAUAAAAAAUCAAUAAAUGAAAUUCCAAAUCCUAAUCUAAAAAAUAAUAUCCAUACAAUAACAAAAGAUGAAGAUGAAUUUAAUCAGAUGAUAGAAAAAGGAAAAUUUUUACAGCGUCGCUUAAAAAGGAAAAAAUUUAUAAAGGAUGAAAAUAUUGCAAAGAAUGAAAAGGUAAAAAAUAAUCAAGAGAAUUGUAAUGGAAAUGAUGCGUUCUUAAAUGAAAAGGAACGAGUAAAAGAAAUAUUAAUAGACGCUGAUCAUGUUACGCAUACAGUUUGUAGUGAACCAAAUUUAAAUCACGAACCGAAACGUGAUAGCACAAACAAAUGUAAAAUCAAUAAAAAUAAUGGUUAUGUAAAUAAUAUACGAAAAAUAUUUGAGCCAGAUACGAAACCAUCAAAUAUUAUGUUGGACAACCAGCAAUCUAAAUCCAUUGUGACUCAAUACGGUAAAAAAGAAACACCAAGCGAAAAAAAUAAAGAAAAUUAUUCACUAGAUGGAACAUGUUCGAUACACGACAAACCAGCUGUCCUCAAAACGUCUAACGAAUUAAUUGGGCCUAAAUGCACAUCUAACGAGUUGAUUGGUCCUAAAUGCACAUCUACAGAAUUAAUUGGACCUAAACGCUCAUCUAACGAAUUAAUUGGACCUAAAUGUUACAGUGAAGAAUUUGAGCUCGAAUCACAAUAUUUGAAUGACACAAAAGCUGAUAUUCGUAGCUCAAAAAGAAAAGCAAAAAAUCGAUCUAAUGAAGGAACUAGCCGGAUUCGAAAGAAAAUUAAACCACCACAUGAUACAAACAUAACAGACGAGUUGAUUUUAUGAUACUACAAAUUCUAUAGUUAAAUAAAAUUUCAUACUAAAAACU